GACGUAACUUGAGUGUCUGCCGCGGCCCUAACAGCUAGCUAGCCUAGACAAAGCUCCAAGGUACCUUAGGCGACGAUCAAUAACUUGAAGCUGCUCGCCUCCUUCCGUCUUGUUUUCAUGCCAUGCCCAGCCGCUGUAAUUACUGCCAAUAAUGACAGAAGGAUCGCCCGACCUGGGCGAUGACAGGCGUCGCGAGAAUGACGAACCUGAAUCUGAAUCCAGCGCCGAGCUCGUCAAGAUCGAACCGCGGCCGGUGGAAGACAUGGACGAGCACAAGACGGACGACGAGAGUGAAGACAUGGCAGACGAGGGAGAGGAGGUAGCUGAAGAGGAUGGUGACGAGGAUGACGAAGAUGAUGAAGAUGACGAGCCAAAGCUGAAAUAUGCUCGACUCACCCAGCACCUGAGUUCCCUCUAUAAAAAUGCCGACAUGACGAGCGCCUUUCUUGUCGCCGGUGACAAGAUGGUCAUAGGAACGCACAACGGCAACAUCAAUGUUAUACAACUGCCAAUGUUCCAGUCACUGCGAGUCUACCAUGCCCACUCGACAUCCGUCACGAGCAUAUCCAUUUCCCCGUACCCGCCACCGCUCCCGCCCACGACUUGGAAGUCCGAGACUACAACCCGAGCAGCAUCUAUCACUGGGAACCGUGGACGAGCAUCAUCGAACUAUUCUGAACUGUCUAAAGCCCGAGCUAGCGAUCAGCGGAGAGCACGAGAGCCGCCGCAACUUCCUAAUAUCCCUUCGAACAACAUCCAUAUUGCAACCUCUUCAAUGGACGGCAAUGUAUGCGUCCAGUCCCUUAUUGAUGUGAAGGACGUUUCAUUGCGGAAUUUCGCCCGUCCGGUGCAAGCUGUCGCUUUGUCGCCCGACUACAAAAAUGACAAAACUUAUCUUUCAGGUGGGAUGGCCGGAGAUCUCGUCUUGACCGUUGGCCCUCCACCCGGGAAAAGUACGUCCACAACAACCGGCACGGCUGCUGCCGCCGCUGCUGGGUGGCUGGGGUCAAUGGGGCUAGGAUCAAAUACUGGCAAGGACACAGUGCUGCACUCAGGAGAGGGUACGAUCAACACGAUCAAGUGGUCUUUGUCAGGGAAAUUUGUCGUGUGGCUCAAUGAGCACGGCAUCAAGAUCAUGCGGACCAAACUUCAUCUAGAAAAUUCGGAAGUCGAAGACGCUUGGAAGAGGAUAGGGCAUAUUGAUAGACCGCAGACGGAUGAGUGGGAAGAAAUGGCCGGUGUCUGGAAAGGGCGAGCUGAAUGGAUUGAUGAGCAGGCCAUCGAGCGGGAUGAAGAUGCAAAGGAGCCCGAAUCUGCCGCAACUACGGCAUCGCCAGCCGCAACUAAACUCAAACAAAUGGCAACGAACAGCGAGAAGAAGGUAGAACGGCUGAUAGUAGGUUGGGGAGGCACCAUAUGGAUCAUCCACGUCCAACCAGGCGGUAUUGGGGUUGGAAAGAAUGCUGGCGAGAAGUCUCUUGGAAAGGCGGAGAUAGCCAAGAAGCUUCGAAUGGACUGUAUUAUUUCUGGUAUUUCGCUAUACACCCAAAAUCUGCUUUUAGUUCUGGCAUUCUGCAAACCAGACGAGGAAGAUAAAGACGAAGAUGGCAUCAAGAAACAUGCCAAGGGACAUAAAUCGGAGCUUUCUACUGCAUCAACGGGAAGUGAGCCAUCAGGCGGCCUAAGACGUCGCCAGAAUGCUCAGGCACCCGAGCUGAGGUUGAUUGACUUAACUUCACAAGCUGAAAUUGACAAGGACAGUCUGACGGUCAGCCGCUUCGAGCGUUUAUCAUCAAAUGACUAUCACAUCGGAGUGUUACCAGCCAACAAUGCUGCGUCGGUAGUUGCAUCUCGAGGCGUGUUGGAUGCAAUGGCUGGUCUCGGGACUGGCAUGUGGAAUGCGGCCAUUAAUCCAAGAACACUGUUCAAUUCCGGUGCCAGUAUUAAGAGCAAAGACAGCAACGACGACGCGUCUAGUAUCAAGGUCGCCAGCACUGCCGGGAGCAUUCGCAUUGGGCCACGAUCAGGGCCGCAGACAGUGCAUCCCAAUCUUGUCAAACCUGGUGCUAAGAUAUUUAUCCACAGUCCGUAUGACUGCAUACUCGCCACGAAAAGGGACCUUGGAGAUCAUCUUGGGUGGUUGAUGGAGCGUCAGAGAUUCGAGGAUGCUUGGAAUCUCCUGGAUGAGCACCCGGAGAUCAUGUCUGCUUCUCCUGAGAAGCUCCCAGAUGCCAUGCCCUCAAGCCCAGACAAGCAGUCGUCGCAACCGAGUAGUGAUGACUUCUAUGAGGAUACUGCGUCCGUGAUCGAUUAUCAAUUCCGGUCUCAGAAUUCAUCAGCAGAGAAUGAGAAACGACGAAUUGGCGAACAAUGGAUUCAGGAGCUUGUGGAAGGCGGAAACUGGAGCCGUGCCGCUGAGGUUGCGGCAAAGGUGCUCAAUACCUCCGACCGCUGGGAGAAGUGGAUAUACACAUUCGCCGGCGCCCAAAAUUUCGAUGAAAUUGUUGAUUACAUGCCAACGGAGCCUAUGCGCCCGCCAAUUCCCGGAACUGUGUACGAGGUCAUUCUCGGACACUACAUUCAGAACGAUAGGCCACGCUUUAAAGAAUUGCUGGAUCGUUGGGACACCGAGCUCUUUGAUAUCCACACUAUCGUCACUGCACUUGAGAACCUUCUCAAGUACCGAGAUGUGCGAGAGGACAGUGUCGAAGACGGUGAGAAGGGGCGUGACUGGCGCAUCGUGAUGGAAUCUCUUGCGAACCUCCACGAAGCCAAUGGCCAUUACAGAGACGCCUUGAAGUGUUACAUUAAGCUCCAAGAUGCAGACUCUACGAUGCGGUUGAUUAGGGAUAAUCACCUCGCGGAUGCAGUCACAGACGACGUGCCCAGCUUCAUCGCACUUAGGGUCCCGGAUGCUCAGCUGUCCAAGAUGACGAUCCCGGAACUCGACGAGGCCACAUCAGAGGCCAUUACACUACUGGUUGAUGAAGGCCAGCGCGGCCUCAUCAAACCCGACACUGUGGUUCGGCAACUAGAAAAGAAGGACAUGAAUCUGUAUUUGUACUUCUACCUCCGUGGGCUCUGGAAUGCGUACCGCGAGCGACCCAUGGACGAGUCCGUGUCACUUGUCGAUGACUUCGCCGACCUGGCUGUUCGCCUCUUCGCCAUGUUCGACCGCGAUCUUUUGAUGAACUUCUUCAAAAACUCUACCAGCUACACCUUGGAGAAAGCAGCACAAGAAUGCGAGAGCCGAAACUACGUACCUGAACUCGUGCAUCUCUACUCGAAAACUGGCGAGGUGAAACGUGCCUUGUAUCUCAUCAUCGACCGCCUAGGUGAUGUGUCACAAGCUAUCUCUUUUGCCAAAGAGCAAGACGAUCCGGAUCUGUGGAAAGACUUAUUGGACUAUAGUAUGGACAAACCGCGAUUCAUUCGCGGGCUGUUGGAAGAAGUAGGGACGGCUAUUGAUCCCAUCACACUCGUGAGGCGGAUACCGGAAGGUCUUGAGAUACCUGGCCUCAGGGAAGGGCUGAAGCACAUCAUGAAGGAGCACGAAAUCCAGUACUCUAUUUCCAACGGGGUCGCCAAGGUGUUGAGAAGCGAAGUGGGCGCAGCUCAAAAUAUGCUGCGAAUGGGUCAGCACAAAGGCAUCAAAUUCGAAGUCAAGUUCAAAGACCAAGCCCACGUCGACAUCGAAGUACAAGAUGUUGCGACACUCGCCACCGGGCCGCUGGCUUCCCCGAAUGCCAGCGGCACACAGACGCCCACGGCACCAGAGGUCAUGGACCCAACGGCUGCACACACCGUGACGGGCGGCGGCUUACACGGCGGCGCCAGACAGCAGCCUGAACACGACCACCGGCCGCCGCAGCCGGGGCACUGCGCGCGAUGUCACGAACCAUUUACCGAGUGGGAAAUGGAGACACUCGUUGGGUUCGCUUGCGGGCAUGUGUUCCACAUCUCGCAUUUGCUUGAGUUUCUUUAUCCAGACCAGAAACCGGACCCGGUCAUUGUAGACUACUGGGAUGGAAAUGAGGAUCGUACGAGAGGCGGGCGUUUUGUCAGGAGGAAGGUCACACAUGCGAGGCUGCUGCGAGACAAGGUCGCCGCGGGGUGUCCUGUGUGUCGGGCACGGAUGGAGUUGGUUGAAGGAGGUGCAUAGAAAGGAGAGAUGUACAAAUAUAUGGGUUAAGUGGCUCAAGUCGUUCGAAGCAUUUGGGCGGCGUUCAAGGAGUAGUAAUGGAGCGGUACGGCAUUUGUUGAAACUUCGCCCUUACGAAGAGUUCAUUUUCGUUUAGGAUAGACUUUCAACCAAGUUUGUACAUAUGAUUACUCAUAACUCCAAGUCAAUUGCCAUUCAUUGCUAAUCUCUCCUGUGGUUGGGUGUUCAUCAGGAAUGUUUGAGGUCGUCCUGUAAACAGAGUCGUGGAUGAGUGA
Pseudomassariella vexata is the source of this 4437-nucleotide messenger RNA. Its product is annotated as WD repeat domain-containing protein. NCBI's taxonomy places the organism in Eukaryota, Fungi, Ascomycota, Sordariomycetes, Amphisphaeriales, Pseudomassariaceae. The coding region runs from base 152 to 4162 and encodes 1336 amino acids. The record is from RefSeq and is a predicted model, not a curated record. Gene Ontology annotation, biological process: macroautophagy; cellular response to starvation; vesicle-mediated transport. The transcript has 2 exons. Gene Ontology annotation, molecular function: protein binding. Gene Ontology annotation, cellular component: HOPS complex; late endosome.